Molecule: messenger RNA, 5043 nt
Organism: Tetrahymena thermophila SB210
Lineage: Eukaryota; Ciliophora; Oligohymenophorea; Hymenostomatida; Tetrahymenidae
Product: kinase domain protein
Exons: 1
Molecular function (GO): protein binding
Source: RefSeq, a predicted model, not a curated record
AUGAAUUAUUCACUUAUUAUAAGCUUUUUACUAAGUAUAAUUUUAUCAGCUUAUACUUUAGAUACCAACUCUAAUUCAGAAAAUUAUGUUUACUCUCCACUACAUCUUAACUUGCUUACCUCGUCUGAUGAAAAAUGGACUCCUUUUCAGGUAAAUAUUGCUUAUUAGAGCGGUUUGUUAUUUGUGGCUUCAGGUUUUAAUGGAAUUACUAUUUCAGAUUAGAUUGGAAGCAAAAUUCUACAUACAUAAAAUUUAGGAUCUAAGUUUGUAAAACAAAUUUAGAUCACUUUAGAUGGGUAGUUCAUCUUUCUAUGUUUUGAAAAUUCUUUGAUGGUAGUUUAGAUGAUCUACAACUAUGAAUAGACCAAUUUUAGUGUUUCCAAUUUUACUCAAUUACAGAUAGUAGAAUAUAAAACUUCAGUAUCAAGUCUUCUUUAUACAGAAGAUGAAGAGUUUUUGAUUGUUGCAUGCUUCGGUGGACUGAUAGCAGCGUACGAUACUACAAACAAAUCAAAUUUAUAUUUAAUAGGGUCUAUUAAUCUUUAGGUUUAACAAUUUGAUGGGCUUUUUCUUUCUAAAAAUAAAAAAUGGCUAUACUCUGCUGCAAAUACAAAAGGAGUGGUAAUUAUAAACCUUUAAGACUCCUCAUCUAACUAACAAAACAAUAAUUUAAGAACCAUGAAUCUUAUUUUUGCAGGAUAUGGAUCUUACGGAUAUAUUGAUAAUUUUUGCGUAGCAACAUCAGAUGGAUAUAUUUAUGGGAUUGAUGGUUGGUAGGGAUUCUUUUUAUCAAAUGCUUCAAUUAUUGCUUAAAGCAAAUAGUCAGAUUAUCCAAUAAAAAUUUAAUUUUAAUAAUACUGGCCUUUUUAAAUUAUUCCUACUAUCUAAUCUAUUACAAUUAAUAAAGAUGAAACGUAUAUAUUUUUAGGAGUAAGAUCAUAAGGAAUUUACAUAUUUGAUAUUAGGGACAGAGAAAAUCUAAAAAUAUUUUAACAAAUCAAAGCAGACUCAUUAGCUUAUUCAAUAGCUUUCUCAAAAAAUGAAGAGUACUUAUAUUUAUCAAAUGCAUCUAGUUUACUUACUUUUUAGAGGACAGAAAUUAAUUUAAAUGACGAUUUCCCAAAUUUAUUUAACACUCACCAAAUCAAAUUCAAUCAAUUAUCAAACUUACCAUUUAAAUAGAAAUGUUACACAGAUUAAUCAGACUCAUACUUAAUUGGCGCAUUUUAAAAAAGUAUAUUUGUAUUCCCAAUUCAUCAAAAUCCAUACAGAUUAAAUGUUUCUGAUUACCAAAAAUAUGAUAUUUAAGCUAAUUCCAUUUAUCUUGAAGAUAGUGGAUAAUAUUUAAUUGUUCCUUCUUAUUUUUCUACUUAAUUAUUAAGUGUUUAUUAAUACAAUACUUUAAAUUACUCAAAUUAAUAAAGCAUGUCAUUAAUGAAUAUGAAUUUGAUUAAGUAAUAUUAAAAUAGCAUAGCUAAAGUAAGUGAAAUGAUAACUUUUAGCCAAGAUAGAACUUUUGCUGUUCAAACAUACUAAACAGGGCUUAUAUUAUAUAAUUCUACUGAUAUUUUUAAUAUGCAAAUCUAUUGUUACUAUCAGUACCUAGAUAGUAUACAUGGUCAAAACUAAGGCGCAUGCAUUACAAGAGAUAACUAAUGGGUUUUAAGCACUGUCAGAAAUUUUGGUGUUUAUUUGCUAAAUGUAGAAAACAAAACGAAUCCUAUACUUACUGAUCACUUAGUUACCUUAGGAGGUGAAAACAUAAUAAUCUCAGAAUCAUAGAAUUACGCCUAUUUGAUAGAUGGAUUUUAGGGUUUUGCAAUAAUUGAUAUCAAUGAUUUCCCAAAGAUAAGUAUUAUAUCUAGAAUUGAUUUAAAGGCAUAUCUUGUUAUGGGAUUACCCAUAUUGAAAGAGUAAUAUAUCUUAAUAACAUAAGAAAAUAAUGUUUUGAUAACUCUUAUUGAUAUAAGGAAUAAGAAAUUUCCUUAUGUAGUUAACACUAUCAACUAUUAAUCACAAAGUGGAGAAGCAGUUUGCAUACCAUAAACAUAAGAUCAUCUUUUCAUAACAACAUAGAAUGGCAUAAUUACAAUUCCUAUUUUUAGCGAUGUUAAAAUUCAUACUGAUGUUAAUCUAAUUAUAAAUAGUUUUAAUACAGGUCUUACAUAAGCAUAGAAAGUGCAAAAGACAAACUAUAUUAACAAUCAAAGCAUUAUAUAGGUGAAUAAUGAGUUUUUAUUCUAGGUAGGUGAAGUAAUUCAGCUAAAUUUUAAUAUAAUUUAUCCAACAGCUGAAACUAUGUAAAUAAGUAAAAUAUUUUUCUACUAAGACGGAUUGAUGGCAGAUUUACCUUCAUUUUUCUUGUUUAGCUUAUUUGGAUAAUUUAUUUAAAUGAACAUUGAUAAAUCUUUACUUGGAGGUAGUUAAUCUCAAAUAUAAAUGAAUUUCAUAUUACUUUGGACAGUAAUUCCAGUGGACCAAACUUCAUUUAUAUUUAUUUCUUAAGAUUCUGAUGAUUAAGCAGUAACUAACUCAAGCUAAUCAGCACUCAUUUAUGAAUAUCUUUAAGAAAUUGAUAUACUAGACUCAAAUAAUUUUUUAACUCCAAAAUAUGAUUUCUAAUAAGGAGUAAUUUUAAAUGAAAUAUUUUAAAAAUAACUGAUUGAUCCUUCUCUUUAUAAUCAAUAAAUUUAUAAUAGAAUAAUGUAACAAAUAGUUAAAAAAAUAAACUUUGUUCUUUCAAGAACGUGCUACAUAAAUCCUUUUAAAUUUUAUGUGAAAUCUUCUCUUUCUUUUGACAACGAAAAUGUAUAAUAAUUCAUUUCCACAAUUGAAACUGAAGAUAUAACUGUAAUACUACAAGUGAAUUCUGAUGAUGGUAAAAUAGUAUCAGUUAACCCAUCUAGUGUUACAGCUUAUAUGUCAGUUAACCAAGAUGAGUUGAAAAUAGAGGGUAGCCUUGAAAAUGUAAAUGCUUUCUUACAAUCAAAGGUAAUAUUUUCAAAUAACACUCAAAUAAAUAGUUAAAAUUCUCCAUAAAUUACAAUAACUAUUUAAGAUAACGUAAAUUAUCCUUUGAUUCUGAGAUAUAAUAUCAGUGUAAGUAAUUUUAUAGCCAUCAAAAAAUAACUAAAACUAAAUCCAGAGAGUAGUUUACAGUAGUAAGUAGAAAAUCAGUUUAAAGAUAGUGUGGUGGAUAUCGAAUCUAGCAUUUAAAUUUCCUUUUCUUAAAAAUCAUUUGAAGUAGAAGACGUUUAAGUAUUAAAUUAUUAAUAUUAUUGCUAGGAUUAAAAUGGUGAUUAUAUUUUAUUUCCAACAUAUUUAUGGUUAUAAUAACAAAGUGAAUAAUUAAGCUUUAAAGGAUAAACUACUCGAAGCAUGUUUGGAAUGACAUAUAGGUUUAAGAUUGUUGCAUCAGAUGGCUACACAAGUGCAGAAGAUUAUUUUUAUCUUCACGUUAAUGGUAUUCCAUAUUAAUAUAUUAUUAAUUUGCUAUUGAAAAUUUUAGGACCAAUUUUUGCUUUACUUGGGCUCUACGAGUAUAGAUCUAAGUUUUUAAACAUUUUAAUAUCUCAAUAAGUUACAUUUUCUGAUGAAAUAAUUGAAGUUGGUUAGAUUUAUCACAAAGAAAUUAUUCUUCUUGAUAAUAUUUAAUAAAUUUCAAAAGAUAUAAUUGAUUAGCUCUUUCGAAAAAUUUAAAACUAGGAAGGUGUUUAAUUAUUUGAAUAAGGUAAACAAAGUGAAAAUAAUUUAAAUAAAUAAAAUGUAAAUUACUAAUAAAAAAACAUAUUAGAAAAUAAGAACCAUAAUUUUAAUUUAAAUAUGUUAAAACAAUAAAAGUAAUAAGACCUUUUAAAAAUAGCAAUAAAACUUGGAAAAUUAAAUGGUAAUUAUCAGUAAUCUAAAGUAGAAAAGAGAUAUUUAGAUAAUUAGGGAAAACUUCUUUUUUAAGUAGUUUUAGAAGAUAUAAAAAACUUGAAGAUAUAACCUAAUAAGAAUUAUUAAUAAUCAUAUGAGCAUUUUAUGUAAGAUAUAAUGGACACUGAUAAGAGAAUGUAUAGAGCUCUUAGAGCACAUGUUUCCUGGUAGCUUUUAAAAUAUGAUAAGAGAACAAAAUAAAUGUAUAAUUAUGUGAAAACAUAUUGUUUGAAAAACUCUUAAUUUAAUAAAAAUGACUGGUUUAAAAUGUUAGUUUAAAUUAAAUAUUAAAAAUACCAAAAAAACUAAUAAAAUCUAUCCAAGGAUUUCCCAAUAUUAGAAUUAAAAUUUUGUGUUUUAUUCAAAAUAUUUGAAUCAAUUGGACUUUUUUCUAAUUAAAUGCAACUCUAGGAAUGCCCAAAUACAUUCUGCUAAUUCAUUAAAUUAGUUUUAGAUUAUUAGGCAAAAAUUAACUUAUACUUACUCAGAGAAGUUAUUUUUGCAGAAACGCUUGGAUUUACUGAAAAAAAUUCUAAUAGUCUAAUACCUUCUUCAGGAUUGUCAAUCCACAUUAAUUCCAAUAAGAUAAAUUAAAUAAGCGCAUUUAAAAGAAAAAAAACAAAUGUAUGGCAAAAAUAUAUUUUUACAUUAUUAAAUAUUGAAUUUACAAAAUACCCUAUGUCAAAAAAUAGAAGAUUACCCUCAUGGAUAUCAGUUGAUUUAAAGUAUGGUAAAAUCAUAUUAACUGGAGAACCUUAGUAUUUUGACUCAGAAAGUAUAAUGAUUAAAAUUCUUGAUUUAGAUGGAUAUUGUAUUUAUCAAUAUUAACUAACUGUUAAGUUGAAUUAAGUAAAAUCAAAUAAAAAAAUUAUAAAUAAAUAUAUUGAUUAAAUUUAUUCUCAAAUUGAAUAUCAAGAUUAGAAAGAGGAAAGCCAUUUACUUAAACACCAAUCUAAUAACUCAUCUUAAAAGAAAGUUAUUUUAAGUGAUUAAUAUAUUAGCUAAGAAGAUAUUGUCUUAAAAAAAAAUAAUUCAGAAAAUAAGUUUUAAAUAUUGAACAUAAACAAUUAAUUAUCAUGUUUCUCAAAAAUUAAUUCAGAUAGCAAAUGUAUUUCAAUUAAAUGA